Drosophila eugracilis is the source of this 3437-nucleotide messenger RNA. It is a transcript of the gene Sox14, whose product is annotated as putative transcription factor SOX-14. Gene Ontology annotation, biological process: positive regulation of transcription by RNA polymerase II; anatomical structure morphogenesis; cell differentiation. Bases 1388 to 3337 code for a protein of 649 amino acids. Gene Ontology annotation, molecular function: RNA polymerase II cis-regulatory region sequence-specific DNA binding; DNA-binding transcription factor activity, RNA polymerase II-specific. Lineage: Eukaryota; Metazoa; Arthropoda; Insecta; Diptera; Drosophilidae. The record is from RefSeq and is a predicted model, not a curated record. The transcript is spliced from 2 exons.
CACUUGAACAGCUGUGAGCGAUCGACGUUGGUCGGGAAGCAAAUACACAUACGCACACAGUUACUCCACACGAACACGCAUAUACUUAUAUAUAUAUACAAAUAUUCGUUUGUAGAUAUAUGCAUAAUAACGUACAUCGCAGUAUAUGGGGGCUGCAUAAGAAACAAGUACAACAAAAUCACAAAUAUACAACAAAAUAAAAACGUAAAAUCUUUUGCGUAGUUUAUUCGCUCGCGUCGUUCGUUUCGUUUCUUCGUUUCUUCACUUACUUCACUCCAGUCGAGUCCAUUUCAAUUCAAAACCAACUCGUAUCUCAUCGCUUCGUUUUUUGUUGCGCUGCGCUGCUUUGCGUUGCGUUUGCGUUGCCGAGAGUUUCGUCGCUUCUUCAGUUCAGUUCGAUUUGAUUCGAUGUUUAGUUUAGAUUGACCAGGACAGGAAGAAAUUCCCUGGUCUCUCGCGGCUCCUUAAAGCUUUAUGUAGCCCGAACUAGAACACCAACUAACUAAUGAACAAAUGAAGUCUAGUAACAAAACGGAACAGAAACCUGUGUGCAUAAAUUGAGUUGUGAUUAUAACUAAGCCCGAUCCCAUUCGAUCCGAUCUGAUCCCUCUUAUUGUCAAGUGAUAACAGUCGGAACCACCUGGAUUUGAUUUCAAACAAAAACAUUAUCAAAAUAUUUGAUGUUUCACAUUCAACACGUAAAAUAAACAAACACAACAAAAAGCGCGAGUGCAGCAGUAUUAGUUGGUGCCCACACACAAACGUAGCCACAUAAAUACAGCAUAUAUCGUUACAUACGUGUGUAAACUCUCUGCACAUAAAUACGAGCCAAUCUAUUUAAUUCAGUUUCAGUGCAUUUAUAAAUUAAUAAAAUUUACCCAGCGCGAGUGUAAGUGAGAGAUACGUAUACCAUUGCAAGCUCAUUACACGGACGCAGCGAACGUGAGUCUUGGAAUAUUGCAAACACAAAACACACAAUACAACACAACACACAACAAAAAAUAAAUAAAUAACGAGGAACCAGUUUCACCUUGAGGAGCAAUACCUAGUGCACACUCACACACGUGUGCGGUAUAGGUGCAGUGGUGUGCGAGUGCGAGUAUUUCGCUAAAUAAAACAGCCCGAUCAGACUGAGACUACGAAUACAUAGUGCAUACAUAUAUAAUACCCAUAGUACAUAACACAUAAUAAUCCGUGAUAAAGCCCUGGAGAAACCGAACCUUCUGCCUUAUCGGAAACCUCAACCCCACUGCCACUGUUCCUGCGACUAUGUUUAAGCGGGAAUCGGGACAACUGCCCUGGGACACAGAUACGGAUUCCAAUACCGAUACGGAAAUUGAGAUGCAGGCGUAGAUGCAGAUACCCCAAUUAUACUGAAAGUGGAAAGAUGAUAGCUAAGCCCAAUCAGGCCACCAUUGAACCACCAUUGAGCUUUAACCCCGGAACAGUGCCAACGGUUCCAGCAACCACCCCAGCGAAUUCAGCGAAUAUCCAGCGAAGGAAUCCAGCCCCAAAACCGGAGUCACUACCACUACCACUUCCCCGCACUCCGCCAUCGCCAUCGCCUUCGCGAACCCCCAAAGCACAAAAAACACAAAGCCAACCAGCUAUUACUCAUCCAGCGGCUGUGGCUUCGCCUUCCGCGCCUGUUGCUGCAGCUGCACCGAGAACCCCGAAUCCCCUCGCCCACGCCCACGUCCUCACCCUGAACCACCCAGCUGCUCACCGCGUUACCCCCGUACCCAAGAUGGACGACGAAAGAUCUCCGAGCCAGAGCGGCCAUGAAAUGACACUGAGCAUGAACGGCAUCGAUUCCAGCCUGGUGUUCGGGUCUGCAAGGGUUCCUGUCAACUCCAGCACCCCGUAUUCGGAUGCAACUCGAACCAAGAAGCAUUCUCCCGGCCAUAUUAAGAGACCUAUGAACGCCUUCAUGGUGUGGAGUCAGAUGGAACGUCGAAAGAUCUGCGAACGGACACCGGACCUGCACAACGCCGAGAUAUCCAAGGAGCUGGGCCGCCGGUGGCAGCUCCUCAGCAAGGACGAUAAACAACCAUACAUCAUCGAGGCUGAGAAGCUCCGGAAGAUGCACAUGAUUGAAUAUCCCAACUACAAGUAUAGACCCCAGAAGAAGCAGACGCGCUCCCCAGGAUCGCUCAAGCAGAAUCAGGACGCAGACAGCUGCGAAGCUAAAAAUGACACACCCAAAUACACACUGUCCACUCUUGCAAUUAAUGGAACCACCACUGCCGUUCGGAAAAGCAAAAGAUCUACCUCUACAUGUCAAACUGGUUCCCCUUCGAAACGAGUAAGGAACGAUUCGGGUGAUAACUCAAAGUCUAAAUACGAAGUUAAGGUGGAGUCUGCAGAGCAGCAUAGCACCGUGGAUAUUAUACUACCCUCAGCAGAUAAUCUAUUAAGCUACCAAUCAUCUGAAUACUUACCUCUAAGCACGAAUAGCAAUGCCGAUUGCGAUGAAAAGCUACACUCAGACCUUAGCUCGGGUCCUUUGGAGUCGCGGGAGAAUUUGUCCGAUGUGGUCCACCGGUAUCUGCCGCUUUUCCUAAACAGCAACGAGGACACGCAGCUGGAUGUUAAUUCCUCGGCACAGAGCCACAACCAGUCGGAUCCCACAGCUGGAUUGAUAGACAACAUCUCUGACAUCAGCCCCAUCAAUGACCGUGAGGAACUGCCAACAGAGGUAUUGCGGUAUCUACCGUAUAUGGUAGUAGACCCAUCGAGUGAUGGGCACACCCUCAAGGGGGAGUCUAGCCUGCUGGACAACCCCCUCAACGAGCCCGUGUUCGACUCCGAGGACAACAUUGUGAACGAUGCUAACUUGCACUCGGCCAGCCAUCAAAUACCUCCCUAUGUGCCUGAAACCCACGACUGUUUUGCGGAGGACUGUGUCGGGGAGAACUCCUCGCACCAAGUGGAGUUCGAGGUACGGCCGCAGACGGUGACCAUGACGAUGACCUGCACCCUGCCUUAUGGCGGGCCCGAUGGUGGGCACACAUUCCAGAACGAUGACUUCAACCCGAUCCCGUCGGCAGCCGAGGACAGCGACUGCAGCAUUCUGACCACCUCUAACUCGCCGCAGAUUGGCUUCAACGGGAGCAGCUUCGUGGAGGCGGACGCCAUCGGUGGCACGUGUACAUACACCCAACAAGACUACACCGGAAAUGUAAUUGAAACACACAAUGAUCUCAACUACGCCGCACAUGAUAACAACGGAGCUCUGCUAGCUUACACAUUUGAGGACUUGCCGCCUCAGCCAACCGGUAGUCAUUUAGAAUUUAACACUAACAAGUACGAGUUUGCAAGUUAUUAUAAAAUGUGAAAGAUAUUUAAGUCUUGUGUAAUUUAUAACUAAUCUAAUUUUACGUUUAUAAUUUUACACCAAAUUAUAUAUAUAAAUAUAUGUAUACAGAUAAAUACUA